Messenger RNA from Closterium sp. NIES-65, 390 nucleotides. The record is from the annotation of a GenBank genome assembly. Lineage: Eukaryota; Viridiplantae; Streptophyta; Zygnematophyceae; Desmidiales; Closteriaceae.
AUGGCAUAUAGUUUGACAGAGGGAUGGGCGGAGGGAUUGGCGGAGGGAUGGGCGGAGGGAUGGGCGGGGGGAUGGGCGGGGGGAUGGGCGGAGGGAUGGGCGGGGGGAUGGGCGGGGGGAUGGGCGGAGGGAUGGGAGGAGGGAUGGGCGGAGGGAUGGGCGGAGGGAUGGGCGGAGGGAUGGGCGGGCCUGGAGACAGCAUGGGAGGUGGUAUGGGUGGUGGAUUCCUCUCUUGCUUUUGAGGUGCCUCAAAAGGAUUCCUCUCUUGCUUUUGAGGCGCCUCAAAAGGAUUCCUCUCUUGCUUUUGAGGCGCCUCAAAAGGAUUCCUCUCUUGCUUUUGAGGCACCUCAAAAGGAUUCCUCUCUUGCUAGACCUGUGCCUUGUUGGUAA